GAAUUGCCCGUAGUAGAUCAGGAAGCAUAUAAACUGCAGUCUUCAGCUUGACUCCCUAAACCCGACCCUUCCUGUGGCUUCUCAUCCGGCGCUUCCCACUCCAAACUCCUCAAGCCCACAUCCAAACCAUGCACCUCCUCAAGAUCGGCGCCCUCCUCGCCCUCGCGCAGACCCUCAGCGCCGCGGAGAUCAAGAUCCGAACGACCAACCCGCCGGCCAACUCGUACGUGUCGCACUGCUCAGUGAUCCUCGAGGACGAGCUGUUCGGCUGCAAGGGCUCGUCGAAGCCGUUCAAGAAGUCGUGCGGCCGCAACACGGGCGUCCAGACCAAGUCCAUCUGCGGCGACGCCUCGGUCACCGUGGACUGGUACAGCGCCGUGCUGACCUUCGAGAGCGCCGAUGGCCGCACCGCCAACUGCACGCUGAGCUCCACCGAGACCGAGGGCCACUGCAACACCGACGACCCGGACGCCUUCCCCGUGGAGCAUAACGGGGCCGGGCGGUUGUUGGGGCCGCGCACUGUGUUUUUGGGCGUGGCGCCUGUUGUUGCGGGGUUGUUGCUUUGAGUGAGGUGUCCAACCUGGGGUAUUGUUUUGGUGGAAUGCUAAGGUCUGUUUUUUUUUUCUGUUUGGGUGUGAGCGAGAGCUGAUAAGUGGAUUCAGCUAGGGGCUCUGUACAACGGCAACUGAAGCGUCUGCGGGAAAGUCAGGAAAUUCUCAUCAAGGACGGGACCAGAUGUGGAGUGUGACUCGAGCCACGACAGCACUACCAGCUUUGCUGCUUUGAGGGAUGCCCAGCGGGAUUUUAAUUUUUUAUAAUAUUUUUAUCGUGUACUGUACAUAGUCAUAAUGUUGAUAUCCAUUGGGGAAAACGGGAUCUACGGGUCAUUUCAGACGCAGGCCCGGUUUAGUGAAAAAGAUAUGCUUUAUUAAAAGAUCCCAUUAUAAUUCUUUAGAGAAGCACUUUUGAACUGUACAUCUAGUCAACGUCUCUCAGACGGGCCUCUAUCCUGG
Molecule: messenger RNA, 1013 nt
Organism: Aspergillus fijiensis CBS 313.89
Lineage: Eukaryota; Fungi; Ascomycota; Eurotiomycetes; Eurotiales; Aspergillaceae
Exons: 1
Coding region: 129-566 (145 amino acids)
Source: RefSeq, a predicted model, not a curated record